AUGGCCAAGGAAGAGGCUCCCGCUGCGGCCACCACGACGGAACCUGAGGGCGAAACCAAGCAGGGAGAGGCUACAGAGGCGCCCGCUGCUGAGCAGGAGACGAAGCCACCGACCGCUACUUCUGAUAGUGUGUUUUCGAUGUUUGGUGGGGGUCCGAAGAAGGAAAAGAAAAAAGAAGCCGAGGAAGAUGAGCCGUCUGGAGCUUCGAAGAAGAAGGAAGGUGAUGAGGGUGAUGUCGAAGCCGAGCCAGACGUCCAUUUCGAACCUGUCUUCAAGCUCACUGAACAAGUGGAGACCAAGACCAACGAGGAGCUCGAAGAACAGGUUUUCAAGAUGCGUGCAAAGCUUUUCAAGUUUGAUCGUGAGACCAGAGAAUGGAAGGAGCGUGGAACCGGCGAUGUGAGACUGUUGAAGCACAAAGAGAACCAGAAGACUCGCCUGGUUAUGCGAAGAGACAAAACGCACAAAGUUUGCGCGAACCACUACAUUGUUCCUGACAUGAAGUUGUCCCCCAAUGUCGGUAGUGAUCGAAGCUGGGUGUGGAAUGCUGCUGCAGAUGUCAGCGAAGGUGAACCCGAGGCGCAGACGUUGGCUAUUCGCUUUGCCAACAGCGAAAACGCCCAGCUCUUCAAGGAGGCUUUCGACAAGGCUCGCUCAGAAAACGAAAAGCUUUUCGGCCAACAGUAA
Messenger RNA from Uncinocarpus reesii 1704, 687 nucleotides. RefSeq names its product ran-specific GTPase-activating protein 1. Gene Ontology annotation, cellular component: nuclear pore; cytoplasm. Lineage: Eukaryota; Fungi; Ascomycota; Eurotiomycetes; Onygenales; Onygenaceae. The record is from RefSeq and is a predicted model, not a curated record. The transcript is spliced from 5 exons. Gene Ontology annotation, molecular function: GTPase activator activity. Bases 1 to 687 code for a protein of 228 amino acids. Gene Ontology annotation, biological process: nucleocytoplasmic transport.